AUGACGAAAACCAUGCUGGGGAGAUGGGCUGCGCUCUUUACGCUGCUAUUACAGGCCAAUGCACAACUUCUCAGCUGCUCGGAAGUCGACUGUCCCAUGAGCUACGGUACUGCCAGAUGUAACAUCGACAAUACAACUCUUAAAGAGAUUGGUGUCGCGAAUUUCUCUUCGGCUCUAUCUCCGGAUCCUUUCUCUUGGACCAUCGGGUAUGCUCCAGAAGCUAUCACUAACAGUACCGAUCAAAGACGCUACUAUCUUGGUACUCCACCAGCUCUCAACCUAAACAGCCGCACAGACGUCACUGGUUGCGCUCUUUUCUUCGUCGGCAUCGAGGAAGGCUUAAGCUUCGGCAGGCCCAACGGAACUAGUCUAGAUCUGGCCACGAUGUCCGGUACAUGCGCAGAUGCGCUGGGAAUCACAUGCGAAUCUGACCUGACCACCCAAGCUCACGAUCUGGUCACGAACUUGACAGCCUCGGGGGAUCUCCGAUGUCCCGACCUUGCGCAAGCUCUACAAUCCUCGCCUCCUGAGUCGUGCACGAAGGCAGGGACCUGGGGUAACAUUACAGCGAAAGUCAUCGCAGGGCCGGCCAGUUCCCCCGUACUACGUCUUAGCGAUUGCAAUCCUACCAUCAACACCACUUACGAUGUGCGGAGUAUCGCAACUUUCCCCAAACUUGGCGACGGACCCUUUGUGUAUGGUAUCACUCCACUGAUGACGGUAUUCGUAGCGAACGGGGACGCGAUAGAUGUGAUCGCAAGUCCUGAAGUGCACCUGGAGUGCAUGAAGCCGAUGGGAGAUUCACCAGCUAACCAAGUGGUCGCGAGUGGAAAGGGGAAAACUUUGGUUGUGCGCAAUUCGUGGCCGUCCAUGGUGGCUGCUGUCGCUGGACUCCUCGUCAUGCUCUUGUCCACGGGCUGA
Cladophialophora bantiana CBS 173.52 is the source of this 921-nucleotide messenger RNA. RefSeq lists its product as uncharacterized. NCBI's taxonomy places the organism in Eukaryota, Fungi, Ascomycota, Eurotiomycetes, Chaetothyriales, Herpotrichiellaceae. The record is from RefSeq and is a predicted model, not a curated record. The transcript is spliced from 2 exons. The coding region runs from base 1 to 921 and encodes 306 amino acids.